AUGGCUGCCUCUGGACUACCUGUAAUUAGGACUACAGAUUAUAGCGAGGAUCUUGUACAAAUAAUAUAUUUUAAACUUCCAGCUGAGAAAGCAAUUCUGCCAGACAUAAUAUUCCGCAGAGCUCGUCAUGUCAUCUCGGAGAUAGACCGGACUCGGGCUGCAGCUCAGGCUCUUCCCGCAGGAGACCUUGUCAAGUUCGGUGAACUCAUGUACCAGAGUCACGAUUCUCUCAGGAACGAUUACGAGGUGUCCUGCAAGGAACUGGACGAACUGGUGGAGUACGCGAGGGAGGUGGAGGGGGUGCUGGGGUCCCGCAUGACGGGGGGUGGCUUCGGUGGCUGCACUGUCACACUGGUACGUAGCAGUGCUGUGGAGAAACUGAAAGCAAACAUAACCUCAAAAUACAGCAAUACUCCAACUUUCUACCUGGCUACUCCAUCUGAGGGUGCCCAACUACUAGAGCUCUGACUGUAGCUCUCU
Homalodisca vitripennis (glassy-winged sharpshooter) is the source of this 480-nucleotide messenger RNA. RefSeq names its product galactokinase-like. Gene Ontology annotation, cellular component: cytosol. Gene Ontology annotation, molecular function: galactokinase activity. The record is from RefSeq and is a predicted model, not a curated record. The transcript is spliced from 4 exons. Gene Ontology annotation, biological process: galactose metabolic process. Lineage: Eukaryota; Metazoa; Arthropoda; Insecta; Hemiptera; Cicadellidae. Bases 1 to 468 code for a protein of 155 amino acids.